Molecule: messenger RNA, 1626 nt
Organism: Dendrobium catenatum
Lineage: Eukaryota; Viridiplantae; Streptophyta; Magnoliopsida; Asparagales; Orchidaceae
Exons: 2
Coding region: 280-1614 (444 amino acids)
Molecular function (GO): protein binding
Source: RefSeq, a predicted model, not a curated record
CAUCUAUCAAAUCUGAUUUUCUAUCAUCUCACUAGCCGUGACUGAUCCACAACUUCCUCCCAGGAAUCAAGCAAUUUUUUUUUUAAUUUUUUUGAUGAGUGGAAUAUAAAGCCGUUCAAAAUCUCCGACCUUGAUGCCGCCGAGAAGCAGCAAGCUUCGUAUAAGCGGAAAUGGAGGAAAGCGUUAACGAUUCAAAUUAGAUCCGUAGCCGAAGGCCCUGCACGCAGGAAUGGGUUCUAUUUAUUUCAGCGCUCAGUUGAAGGUACUCUCAUCUUCUUUAUGUUAUCAGUUCAGUCUGAGAGUAGUAGUGAUCUUGAGCGUUUCUUGAAAUUCCUCCAGCGCCACGGAAGACUAGUCGUUGGUAGCCUUCGCCUCUCUUCACUUUUGCAAACAGCCACCGCCACCGCGCUUCCGCUUACGCCGUCAGCCACAAUGAUCGGGCUGGUGAAUUAUCUUCGCAAGUAUCUGCAUGAACCUCCAAUCAAGCCCCCCGCUUCCGAAUUUCGCAUUUCUGACAUUUGUUUCCAUUCUACCACCUUUAAAAAUCCCUGCUUUCCAAUGGCUGCCGCCCUCUUGAACGCUAACCGAACCCCACCUGCCGCCAGAAUCCCACACACGGAAUACGCCGCUGACGACCGAUCAUCACGUAAGGUCAAAUUCCUCUGCAGCUUCGGCGGCAAGAUCAUGCCCCGUCAAAGCGAUGGCGCCCUAAGCUACGUCGGCGGACUGACGCGGAUUAUAGCAGUCCGCCGUGAUUCCACUUUCAAUGAGCUCUGUAGCAAGAUGGAAGAUGCCUAUGGCGGCCCUGUCGUGAUCAAUUACCAGCUUCCGGAUCAAGAAGACCUCGAAAGCCUUGUCUGCGUCUCUUGUGCUGAAGAUAUGGAAAAUAUGAUGGAAGAGUAUGAUCGCCUCUCACAGGCCUCUGGAGAUCGAUCCGCCAAGCUUCGAGUCUUCCUCUCGUCACCCUUUGACAUGGAGAGUCAUAGCGAGCCUGCUUUUGAGGCAGAUCCCCGCAGAGCACAUCGGGAAGCUAAAAUGAAAAACGUCACCUUUAAGCUGAACUCAGAUGCCGAAGGUGAUGGAUUCAUCAAUGAAGACACGUCUACUACCAAUCUUUUAGCUGCUCUUUACGCAUCAAGAUUUGUGGAGAAUGACAGCAAUUCAGAGUUGGAGUAUGAGAGAUUUCCGGCUCAUUUAUCUCUUGAUUGCACAACAAAUGUGGCUACUCAAACUGUCAAUCAACCAUCUGUUGGGAACAAUAUUGCUUCUACGUCCAAAGCGCCUCACCAGGAAGCUGAAAGAUAUGGCUUGGAUCCGUUACAACCACUGCAAAAAGAACAGGGUCUAAGAUUAGAGAAGUUUGAAAUGCGUCAGAAAGCACCGAUUCGUUUUGAUCAUUUUGGAGCAGAUCGGAUGAACUUUAUUCCCAUGGAAACGCUUGAGGAGGAGGAUGCGCAAAGUUUCGGUCCUUCACAACCUGUUCAAAUGGGCUUGUUUGGAGACGCUCAGACAUCUUUUGCAGCACCAUUAGUAAAUACUUCACAGCUUGAUCAUGUGACUUCUUUGGAGCAGCAACAACAACAAUGGUCUCAAAAAAGCUGCAGGAGAGUCUAAUUCAUACUCCAC